CUCGACGACAACCGACAACCCCAAAUAACAAGAGGUCGAACUCUCCGCCGGGAGCGAACACCAUCCAUUUGGCCGCCCCGACAUGCGAAAUCCAUCAAUCUGAAUCCGGUUUCACGAUCGCAUACGCACUGGCUACCAGCCCAUGCGCCCAUGAUUGCAAUUUCAUCUGGCGCUGUGCUGCUUCCCGCACGCGACUGGCUCUGACGACGCCUCACAGCCAACUCCAACCCCCGACCCCCCGUCCGCCGCAAUGCCCGACUUUGAUAUCAACCCCGCCGCCCUCAGUCGGCCAUCCAUCAGCCUCUCGACUCCCAUCCUCUCAAACAAGUCGAUAACCGUCUCGGCCCCAUCAGCACAGAAACCUUCCAAGAUCAGUCAAUUGAUACCCACCCGCAUCGAUUUGGAGCCCAUCUACACCAAGCUAAAGGCGCAUAUCGAUCCCGAGAAAUGGCCUGUAUACAAGGAGGCCACCACCCAAUUUCUUAUUGGGCGCCUUAACCAAGCCGAGUACAGCGAGCGGAUAGACCCCAUUCUUUCUUCACCAACCGGUGAGAAAUUACACUACCACAACCAGCUCAUCGCUUCCAUAUAUGGCAAUGUCACCAGGGAGAUGCCCGAUCAGGGCCUGGCCCCCUGGGUCAGUGCCAACGACAAGCCAUCCACCGGCGCCGGCAACAAACCUGUCUCUGGUGAUGCGACAGAACGGAGGUUAAAAGGGGAUGUGAUGCAGCUUCCCAGUCGAGAUCGGAGGCGAAUAAAGGACCUUGUGCACAACGACUUUGACCCGUACGAUUCACUCGCCAACAUCUUCACCGAUCAUUUGAGGUCGAGGACAUCGAGGCCUGCCGACGUUCCAGCUAGCGCCGGGGGCCUGAGCAGAAUGAAUUUCGAUUUGGAAAUCCGGAAGCGGUUUGCCCAGCCGUUGGCGGUUGAGUCGGGCGAGUUUCCAGAUAUCAGCAACAUCGAAGCGCGGAUGCUCCCCUUCUGCUAUGAGGCGGGGCUUGUCUCGGGGCACUCAUCAGAUGCAGCGCAUUUCAUGUCGGUCGCCACAGAAACGUUUAUUAGAGAGGUCAUGUCGACAGUCUUCAGUCGCACGAGGACCAAUGGCCCUGGAGAUUCGGGCAAUGCUGGGCUUGGACCAGGCAGCGGCUGGAUCCAGACACACAAAUACAAGCGGCAACUGGCUAAAGAAGAGGAGGCCCUCUCGCGGGGCGAGGUGCAGCGCGAUAAGAGCGGGCUGUUACCGAUCGAAGCGAAGGCCGCGAGCGAACGGGGCCCGCUGGGCAUGGAGGAUAUGCGCAUCGCACUGGAGAUAGGCGACUGCGGAAUGGCCAACUUCCCCAUCGUUACUCAGUCGAUCCUAUACAACUACCGGGAAGGCGAGCUUGAGGAUUGGGAGGAUUACACAUGGCUGGAUGGCUAUGUGCCGCCGCCCGAGCAGAAGGACGUCGAAAUGUUUGACGUUAACGGACAGGGAAGCGACGCGCUGCUAAAUGGGCUCGGCCAUGACGAUGCCAUGGAGAUCGACAAUGACAUGGAGUGGCAAGGGGCUGAUCCCACGGACGGGGACUUGCUCGAUUCUGUGUUAGACGUGUGUCUUGCCGUUGGAUGAUGAAUGGCCUUCUUACUUUUUGGCGUGCUGGGUCGGUGGGAGGGAGGCAGAUUCUCGGAUUGAAGGCGGCGUUGGCGAAAGGGGGAACCUCACAUUUGCAUCGCAUUGGUUUGGGCUAUCCCCCCCAUCUUUUUUCCACGGCGUAUGAUGGGUGUCGAUUCUACACUACGGUAUGCCCCUGUAUAGGUGCGAAUGUACAGACUACAAAAGGGGGAGCGGGCGUCGGGAUGCUUUUAGUUUUCUCGUUUCUAUGAUCGUGGGGUUGGCGAGGAGGGCCUUGUACACUUUACGAACGAUACCCGAUAGGUCCCUAGAGGCAGAUACUCCAACAGUUCAAGUUCAUGGCUGUAUCCGCAAAGGUUCGUUCAUGGCAAAACCCGCCAUUUACCAAGUUUCAUGUUGUCUGC
This is a messenger RNA of Phialemonium atrogriseum, 2019 nucleotides long. RefSeq names its product transcriptional regulator of RNA polII, SAGA, subunit-domain-containing protein. Gene Ontology annotation, molecular function: transcription coactivator activity. Gene Ontology annotation, biological process: regulation of transcription by RNA polymerase II. The coding region runs from base 251 to 1612 and encodes 453 amino acids. Gene Ontology annotation, cellular component: SAGA complex. The transcript is spliced from 4 exons. Lineage: Eukaryota; Fungi; Ascomycota; Sordariomycetes; Cephalothecales; Cephalothecaceae. The record is from RefSeq and is a predicted model, not a curated record.